Molecule: messenger RNA, 3158 nt
Organism: Parnassius mnemosyne (clouded apollo)
Lineage: Eukaryota; Metazoa; Arthropoda; Insecta; Lepidoptera; Papilionidae
Source: the annotation of a GenBank genome assembly
AAGUGCAAGUGGAGUGGUGCUAGUGCCGUGCCGUCCGUAUUAAAAAUAAUGAAAAUGGACUGUCGAUAGUUUCCCCGCCUACACGUGACUUUUAAAUGUAUUUAUUUUUCUAAUAAAAACAAGCGAUCUGUCGCCAAACUGGGUGCCAAAAUAGUGGAGAGGUUUUUGAACUUAGCGGACGAUAGCUUCGUCGAAGAUGUCAACGACGACCUAAAAUGUUUUUUAUCAGAGAAAAAAGUUGACAGCGUGCUGGUGUUCCCGCCGGUGAGCAACUACCGGCGCUUCCUGAUCCACCGGUGCGUGGAGCGCCUGGCGCGGCCCGACCUCGCCACAUUCUCCGUCGGGCUCAGCGACGAGCGGCGCACCGUCGUGUGCUACCGGGAACGUCUCCUGAGUGAUGAAGCUUGCGCACGUCCAGCCAUGGGACUGACGGCGGCAAACCGCGACGAUGCGCCGCUCACCAAUACAAGCGCUGCGGUGGGGGAGUGCAGGCCUGCGCAAGCGCAGCGCCGACAGCCUCAGGAAAAGAUCAGGUCGGGAUCCGCGAAACCACGGCGUCCAGAUCGCGCUGUCUACGUGCCUAGAGCGUUGCGUGGAACUGACACCAGCUCGUCCGACGAAGCGAAGGCCGACACGCAAAGGCGGACUAGUCAUAGCGCCGAUCCAAAGUGUCCAAAGUCUCCCGGCCCCAGGGACAAGUCGGCGCACGGAACGCCCAAACGUUCCAUAGACAAGAACUUUUGCAACGUUUACACACCGCCUCCACUCAGGAACCAGAGAUCUCACACAGCCCCAAGUAUAGGCAACCGGGCUACAGCGAACGAUACAAACGAAUCUGUGCCUUCUGGCUGCCAAGUGCCAAAUAGUGAUAGUGCAAUAUCGUUUAGUGAUAAUAGUUAUAACGACAUAGAAGUAGGAGAGAGUUUUUAUAUAGGAGAUUAUUUUGCUCAUGGACAGCUCGGGUUCUUUACUCCGACUUUUUACGAGUACGCGGACAACCGGGAACUUGAAGACGGCCAUUUUGCAAAUGAAUCUAAUUUAAAUAUGGCGGAACAGGAAACUCAGCAGAGGAUCAUCGAUGGUGAUUAUAUUUACAGUAAAGAUGAAGACGCUGAGAAGAAUGAGUUGAAGAGAGCGUCGCUAGAGAUAAACAGAAGUAGCAAGAGGAUAAUUAAACAGAGCUUCGAUUCAGAUGUCCUCGUCAUAUCCGAUCCGGUGGAGGAGACGAAGGAGCAGAACGCAAAUGAUUUAAUCGAGACAAAAGAGAUCGAAACGAAGACUAAACCAAAGCUAGAGGCGAAAGUGUCCUUGAAACGCGAGGAUAACGACUGGGACGCCGUCUUCGACGACAGUGGCGAAUGUCUGGACCCAUCCCUCCUCGAGGAGUUGACCUCAACGGUUGGGAAGGUGCAUAUAAACAAAGCGAAGAACAAUUAUGAACAGUACCAGACAAGAGGGCAGGCGUUGUUUAACGGGCCGUAUGAUGAGACGUUCGCCCACGUGGUGGAGGUGUACGACUUCCCCAGCGAGUUCAAGACGAACGAUCUGCUGUCCCUCUUCAGUGAAUACAAAGACACCGGGUUCGAGAUAAAGUGGGUGGACGACACGCACGCGUUGAUCGUGUUCAGCAGCGCUAAAAUUGCUGCAGAGGUGCUGUCAACUCAACGUCCGCUCGCAAGGUGUCGCCCUCUACACGCCGCGACCCUGGAGUCCCGCAAUAAAGCCAAGAAAUGCGCCGAGUUCCUUCAGCCGUAUAGGCAGCGGCCGGAGACGUGCACGGCGCUGGCGCGGCGGCUGGUGUCGGGCGCGCUGGGCGUGCGCCUCAGCACCGCGCGCCAGGAGCGCGCCGAGGAGCGCCGCCUCAUCACCCUGGCCAGAGAGAAGAAACGUCAAGCCGCGUUGCAAAAGGAGGCGGCGUGGGACGGCUCGCUCGCAAAUCAGUCCGUGGCCGACACGUGAGGCGACCAUCGCCUACAGGAUGCCUGGAUUCGUGCCUAUCGAAACAACGUACCUACUUCACGUCUAAACUAACUUUAAGCUGCUCUCAAAUAUAAUGACAUUCUUAUAUAUAGGCAUAAAUAUUUUUCUAGAGAUAAUUAUUCUAAUUGGGAAUACAAAAUGCGCAAGAGGUUCCCUUCCUUAUGUUUAUAUGUCUUAAGGUUUAAGAUUCGAUAUAGUUUUAAUUUUGUUAAGUAUUGUCUAUGUAAUUUGUUGUGCUUCCUUUACAGUUUUAAAUACUCUCACUCAAAUAGUAUUAUAUUAAUAUUUUCCUUAAACUCAAUUCUUCAUCUUUAAAUUUAAGUUACAACAAAAUGGUUGCCAAAAACAGUCUAUAAAUUAAUAUUUGGCAUUUAAAAUGACUGGAUUUGGGAUUAGGUUGUGUGAAUUUUACAUAGUUUUAUUGUAAAACAUCUUAAAAAGUGUUUAAUUUUAAGUUUGUGUCGCAUUAAAUGUUUGUAGCAAUGAAACCAAUUCUCAACUAUAGAUUGAUUGAGUUUCUUCAGUUUUUAAAUAACUACAAUAAUUGAUCCAUAAUCGUCCUUCUCAACUAUAACUACAUUUAAGUAUGAUCUAUUAUAACACAAAAGUCACUCACCGAUCGCUAAUAACUAUUUCUAAAUUAAUUUUGUAUAGAAUAGUAUUUCUCAAGCCAAAUAUAUAUUAUAUAUAAAUCAUAGUUAUUGCGACGAUGUAAAUUUAAGUUUCUUAGGUCGUUGUGAGUUCGUGCCUUUCGUAUCUAGUCUGAUCGUGUGUGGGAAUGGGAACCUCUUGGUAUACUAGAUUUAAUUAGAUAACAAUCUACACUCUGGAACUCUGCCGGCUCCGGAAUGGGUUUGAGAGUAUAAGGAAGUCUUAGUGUUGCGGUACUAUCGUCAUUCAUAAAUCCAACCGUGUUGUGUCAUGUUGAUUCUUAAGAUAAUUAUAGGAAAUGAAAUAUACACAUAAUAUAUAUUAUUUAUAAUGUUUUUGUUUUAAUAUUUAUAAAAGGCUCAAUCUCAUCACUAAUAGGGGCCUGGCCAUUCACGUAGCGACGGCAGUACGGACCGUCGAUAAAACAGUCGUAACGCCAGUUUGUUAAACACACAUGCAUUGCGAUAGUAAAUGGAAGAACCCCUAAAAGAGGAACUGUCUGUCUGUCGUUACUAGUGGAAAAUGUG